UAAAAAAACGAGAAACCCAAAACGCAUAAUGCAUCUUCUCCGCCGCAGAAACAAGCAGAAAGAAAACACGCAGAAACAAAAUAACCCUUUCUCCUUCUCCGCCGCACCGCAUCUUCUUCUCCGCCGCACCGCAUCUUCUUCUCCGCAGAAACAAAACACGCAGAAAGAAAAACACGCAGAAAGCAAAAUCGCGAUGCAUCUUCUUCUCCGCCGCACCGCCGAACCGAAUUUCUCUUCUUCCUCAUCAAUAUUUCCAUAACCCAGAAACACAAUUUCUCCAAAUUCAUAUAUAAAUUCAUGUCUUCCCUUCAUUCUCUUCCAAACCCAGAACCACAAUUUCUCCAAUCCAAGUGAAACACAGAAAAUACAGUAUGGAUGCUAUGGAUAUAAAUGCGGAUCUUGAAGAUUUAGAUAAUAAUCUGUCAACUCUUUGGAAUAUUUUUGAAAAAAUCGGCAAAGAUCAAAGUGGCGUCGAAAAGGCGAUAUGCAUUUAUUGUUAUACUGAAUUUUCCAUCGGAAAAAAUCCUAUUUCAGGUCAGAAUUAUGGAACUUCACAUCUAACUCGCCAUGUUUUUAUUUGUAAAAAUUUCAAGUUGAAUCUUCUUAGUCUAGAAAAACCCCCACUUCCAUUCAACCAAAAAAUUCAUCGUGAUUUGCUUGCGGAAGCCAUUAUCGCACAUGAUCUUCCUUUUAGCUUUGUUGAGUAUGAAAAAAUCCGUGCUUGGGUGGAGUACUUGAAUCCUUCUGCUGAAAUGGUGUCUAGGAAUACUAUUGUGUCGGAUAUUGAAAAAAUAUACGACAAAGAGAGGAUCAAACUUAAGGGAAUCAUGGAUAGGAUUCCAAAUAGAAUUUGUCUAACUUCAGAUGUUUGGACAGCUACUACUAGUGAGGGUUAUAUUUGUUUAACCGCACAUUUUGUUGAUGAUAAUUGGAAAUUAAUCAGUCGUGUUCUUAAUUUUUGUCGAAUGAAACCCCCCCACACCGGUGUUGCAUUGGAAGCCGCGUUGUUUGAUUGCUUAAAGCAAUGGGGAAUAGAUAAGAAAAUAUUUUCUAUUACCUUGGAUAAUGCAUCUAGUAAUGACAACAUGCAAGAUCAUCUGAAAAAGCAUCUCCGCAUGCAAGGUAAUUUGAUGGGUAAUGGUGAAUUUUUUCAUAUCAGAUGUUCAGCUCACAUACUCAAUUUAAUUGUCCAAGAGGGUUUAAAAGUGGCAAGUGAAGCACUACAUAAAAUUAGAGAGAGUGUAAAGUAUAUUAAAGGAUCUGAUGGAAGGAUUGUAAAAUUUGAAGAUUGUGUCAAUGAUGCAGGGUUAAACGUUAGUAGUGGUUUAAGAUUAGAUGUGUCGACACGAUGGAAUAACACAUAUUUUAUGCUUGAAAGUGCCUUGCAAUAUAGGAAAGCUUUUCAAUAUUUUCAAUUGGCAGACAGAAAUUAUAGACAUUGUCCAUCUGAUGAAGAAUGUGAUAGGGGGGAAAGAAUUUGUCAGUUCUUGGAACCGUUUUAUGAUAUCACAAAUUUGAUUUCGGGUUCAUCUUAUCCAACUUCAAACUUAUAUUUCAUGCAAGUGUGGAAAGUUCAGUGCAUUUUAGAAAAAAAUCAAAAUAGUGUUGAUGGUGUUAUAAAGGACAUGUCUAAGUUGAUGAAAGAAAAAUUUGACAAGUACUGGAAAGAUUAUAGUGAAAUACUUGCGUUUGGAGCUAUUCUUGACCCACGUUUGAAGGAAAAUUUUUUAAGGUUUUGCUACACCAGACUUGAUGCUUCAACAUCUCAAGCUAAGCUUAAGAAAGUGAUGGAUAAAUUUAAAGUGCUUUAUGAAGAAUAUGUGAGCUAUUUUGCUAAUGAAAGUGUUUCCCUUUCUCAAUCUUCCUAUUUUGCAAAGAAUUGGAGAGCUUUUCAUAAAAUUUACUGGAAACCUUUUUUGCCAUCCCAAGAAGAACCACUACUUUCUUCAAGUUUCGUAUGA
Messenger RNA from Trifolium pratense (red clover), 1961 nucleotides. RefSeq names its product zinc finger BED domain-containing protein RICESLEEPER 2-like. The record is from RefSeq and is a predicted model, not a curated record. NCBI's taxonomy places the organism in Eukaryota, Viridiplantae, Streptophyta, Magnoliopsida, Fabales, Fabaceae. The transcript has 2 exons. Gene Ontology annotation, molecular function: DNA binding. Bases 372 to 1961 code for a protein of 529 amino acids.